AUGAGACCAGUUUGGGCUGUGAAAGCUCUAAUCGUCAUCGUAUUCACUUCGAUUCUCUUCUUCCGUUGCGUUUGUGGUGCUAACCACACCGUCGGUGGCGCUUCCGGCUGGGAUCUCAAUGCUAAUAUGCACGACUGGUCUUCAACCACUACCUUCAAUGUCGGCGAUGAUCUCGUGUUCUCUUACACGCCGUUACACGAUGUGGUGGAAGUGAACCAACGAGGUUACGACACGUGUACAAUAGCAAACGCAAUAGCCACGUAUAACACCGGAGAAACAGUGAUCCAUCUCUUCUCAGAAGGAACCCGUUACUUCGUCUGUGGGAGAUUGGGCCAUUGCCAAAUGGGCCUCAAACUCGAAGUCCAAAUUCCGAUCCAAUCCAACAACAACGGAACCGGUGAUAAUCAAAACCAACCCGGCGGCGCUCGGAGAAAUCCACCUCCACCUCCACCUCCACCUCGUUCUCCACUUCGUUUUCCUCAGCGUAAUCCUCCGCCACCACCUCAUCAGUCUUCUCCUGGUCCUUCAGAUGCACCUGCUGAAGAGCCUUGUGAUUGUUCCUCUGCAUGGGAGGGUUGUUGGGUCGUGCCACUGAUCACACGCGUGAUCGUCUUAGGUUUAAUCUUCUUCUCUUCUUUGUUCUUUGUUCAUUAG
Messenger RNA from Vicia faba (fava bean), 654 nucleotides. Lineage: Eukaryota; Viridiplantae; Streptophyta; Magnoliopsida; Fabales; Fabaceae. The record is from the annotation of a GenBank genome assembly.